Molecule: messenger RNA, 1321 nt
Organism: Phoenix dactylifera (date palm)
Lineage: Eukaryota; Viridiplantae; Streptophyta; Magnoliopsida; Arecales; Arecaceae
Source: RefSeq, a predicted model, not a curated record
UUCCUCUCGCUCUUCCUUUUCGUUUUUUUGGUCGGUUUCCUUUAAAAUCAACCACAAAGAAACGAAAUCGAUUCCCUUCGUUCGUCGUCCCUGCGGGCCUCCGGAGAGGCGUCUCGAAUCCCCCACAAGAAAAGAAUCGGAAGGAGAAAUUGUUCGUUGGGUUCGAGACAGUUAUCCGAAGAUCAUUCACUUCCCAAGAGGGGGGGGUGGAGGGGUGGCGUUUCGUUGCGGAAGGGUUUCCAUCCGGAUUUAUUAAAUCGGAGCCGAGAUUUGGGUGAUUUCUCUCUCUCCUCCAUCGUUGGAUUCUUGGUUUCUCCUUUUCUCGGCUCGAUCGGAGGCAUGCAGAGCCAACUUGUGUGUAACGGCUGCAGGAAUCUUCUUCUUUACCCUAGGGGAGCCACUAAUGUAUGCUGUGCAAUAUGCAACACUAUAACUUCAGUUCCUCCUCCAGGAAUGGAAAUGUCUCAGCUUGUAUGUGGAGGCUGCCGAACUUUGUUAAUGUAUACCCGUGGCGCAAACGGUGUGAGAUGUGCGUGCUGUAACACAAUUAAUCUUGCAAGAUCAGCAAAUCAGGUUGCUCAUGUGAACUGUGGCCAGUGUCGUUCAACACUGAUGUAUCCAUAUGGAGCACCAUCAGUCAAAUGUGCGAUAUGUCAUUAUGUUACAAACAUAGGAGCAAGUAAUAUGAGAAGUUCCAAUCCCUGCAGCGCGUAGGCCUAAUGAAUCUGCAGUCAUGCCAUCAUCCACUUCAGCUCUUGCUUCUCAGGCCCAGACCUGUUGUUGUUGAGAACCGAUGACGUGGAUGAAAGCGGCAACUGGUAAACCCUAUAUACCCUUUCAGCAGUAUCAGUAUGCUCUGCUGCUAAGUUUAUUAAAGAUAAUAUAAAUUGCUGAACAAAGUGAUAGUUCAUCUUCUAUGACACAGGGGUGAGCCAAUGUUGUAGUUGGAGUCGCCACUGGGAAAAAUGAUGCUCUACCCAUGUUGGCAGUGGUAUAAAUUGUUGUAAAGUUGGAUAUAAUUAAGAUCUCCAUUUUGGAGCUCUGCUGUCUGAUAGAACAGUUAUGAAUGCAAGGCAUGAUGACAUGUUUUAUAAAACAAUUGAUGCUUACUCUAGCCUAAAUACAUGUAUUCUUUUCAUUUGUAUAUGAGCUGUGUUAGAAUUUUAAUGUGCAGGUUCCCAUGAUAAUAAUACUAUAGGAAAGUAGUAAGUGGUGUCAUGAUUGGGUUUACCAUGUUGAUACCCAGUCAGGCUUGUGAAUGAUUAUCCCUGUAAUGAAUAACUAUUCCUGUGGAUUUAUCUGUAAGGCAAGGUGUUGUUAA